Messenger RNA from Phacochoerus africanus (Common warthog), 2725 nucleotides. RefSeq names its product protein O-linked mannose N-acetylglucosaminyltransferase 1 (beta 1,2-) (gene POMGNT1). Gene Ontology annotation, cellular component: Golgi membrane. The record is from RefSeq and is a predicted model, not a curated record. Gene Ontology annotation, biological process: protein O-linked glycosylation via N-acetylgalactosamine. Gene Ontology annotation, molecular function: beta-1,3-galactosyl-O-glycosyl-glycoprotein beta-1,3-N-acetylglucosaminyltransferase activity. Bases 160 to 2142 code for a protein of 660 amino acids. The transcript has 22 exons. NCBI's taxonomy places the organism in Eukaryota, Metazoa, Chordata, Mammalia, Artiodactyla, Suidae.
GGGCGGGGCGGGGCCGCGAGCGGCAUGGAGGAGGCGGAGGCCGCGCCGCGCCGGGCCGAGCCGUGCGGGCCCGAGCGGGGGCCCCAGCGGGGCCCGGGCCUCCUGAGCCAUUCCUGAAGGAAUGGGUUGGCCGGGACGGUGGUGACCCUCCAAUCAGGCAUGGACGACUGGAAGCCCAGCCCCCUCGUCAAGCCCUUUGGGGCUCGGAAGAAGCGGAGCUGGUAUCUUACUUGGAAGUAUAAACUGACCAACCAGCGGGCCCUGCGGAGAUUCUGUCAGACAGGCGCUGUGCUUUUCCUCCUGGUGACCGUCAUUGUCAACAUCAAGUUGAUCCUGGACACGCGGCGAGCAAUCAGCGAGGCCGGUGAAGACCCAGAGCCGGAACAAGACUAUGAUGAGGCGCUGGGCCGAUUGGAGCCCCCACGGCGCAGAGGCAGUGGCCCCCGACGGGUCCUGGAUGUGGAGGUAUACUCAAGCCGCAGCAAAGUGUAUGUGGCAGUGGACGGCACGACGGUGCUGGAGGAUGAGGCCCGGGAGCAGGGCCGGGGCAUCCAUGUCAUCGUCCUCAACCAGGCCACGGGCCAUGUGAUGGCAAAGCGUGUGUUUGACACAUACUCGCCUCAUGAGGAUGAAGCCAUGGUUCUCUUCCUCAACAUGGUGGCGCCUGGCCGCGUGCUCAUCUGCACUGUCAAGGACGAGGGCUCCUUCCACCUCAAGGACACAGCCAAGGCUCUGCUGAGGAGCCUAGGCAGCCAGGCCGGCCCUGCCCUGGGCUGGAGGGACACCUGGGCCUUCGUGGGACGCAAAGGAGGUCCUGUCCUUGGGGAGAAACAUUCGAAGUCACCUGCCCUCUCCUCCUGGGGGGAUCCAGUCCUGCUGAAGACAGAUGUGCCCCUGAGCUCCGCCGAAGAGGCAGAGUGCCACUGGGCAGACACAGAGCUGAACCGUCGCCGCCGCCGCUUCUGCAGCAAAGUCGAGGGCUAUGGGAGUGUGUGCAGCUGCAAGGACCCCACACCCAUCGAGUUCAGCCCUGACCCACUUCCAGACAACAAGGUUCUCCAUGUGCCCGUGGCUGUCAUCGCCGGAAACCGGCCCAAUUAUCUGUACAGGAUGCUGCGCUCUCUGCUCUCAGCCCAGGGGGUGUCUCCCCAGAUGAUAACAGUUUUCAUCGAUGGCUACUACGAGGAGCCGAUGGAUGUGGUGGCGCUCUUUGGUCUGCGGGGCAUCCAGCACACUCCCAUCAGCAUCAAGAACGCCCGUGUGUCCCAGCACUACAAGGCCAGCCUCACUGCCACGUUCAACCUGUUUCCGGAAGCCAAAUUUGCUGUGGUUCUGGAAGAGGAUCUGGACAUUGCUGUAGAUUUUUUCAGUUUCCUGAGCCAAUCCAUCCACCUGCUGGAGGAGGACGACAGCCUGUACUGUAUCUCUGCCUGGAAUGACCAGGGGUAUGAACACACCGCUGAGGACCCAGCGCUGCUGUACCGCGUGGAGACCAUGCCUGGGCUGGGCUGGGUGCUCAGAAAGUCCUUGUACAAGGAGGAGCUUGAGCCCAAGUGGCCCACACCGGAAAAGCUCUGGGACUGGGACAUGUGGAUGCGGAUGCCGGAGCAGCGCCGAGGCCGGGAGUGCAUCAUCCCUGACGUGUCCCGCUCCUACCACUUCGGCAUCGUCGGCCUCAACAUGAAUGGCUACUUCCACGAAGCCUACUUCAAGAAGCACAAGUUCAACACCGUUCCAGGUGUCCAGCUCAGGAACGUGGACAGUCUAAAGAAGGAAGCUUAUGAAGUGGAGGUUCACAGACUGCUCAGUGAAGCUGAGGUUCUGGACCACAGCAAGAACCCGUGUGAAGACGCUUUCCUGCCAGACACAGAAGGCCACACCUACGUGGCCUUUAUCCGAAUGGAGAAGGAUGACGACUUCACCACCUGGACCCAGCUUGCCAAGUGCCUCCAUAUCUGGGACCUGGAUGUGCGUGGCAACCACCGGGGCCUGUGGAGGUUGUUUCGGAAGAAGAACCACUUCCUGGUGGUGGGGGUCCCAGCCUCCCCUUACUCGAUGAAGAAGCCACCAUCUGUCAUCCCAAUUUUCUUGGAGCCACCCCCAAAGGAGGAGGGAGCCCCAGGAGCUGCAGAACAGACAUGAGACCUCCUCCAGGACCCUGCAGGGCUGGGUACCGUGUACCCCCAGGCAGGCUAGCCCUUCAUCCCAUCCUGUAGGAUUUUGUAGACACUGGCAGGGGUUGGGGCUGGUUUGUUUUUAACAUGAGACUUAAUUACUAACUCCCACGGGAGGGUUCCCUGCUCCAACGCCCCUGUUCCUGAGUUGGAGGUCUAUUUAUUUCCUUCCUUGCUGGGACGGGGCAGGAUAGUACUUGGACAUCCCUGGGGUCCCUGGGCAGCUGAUCCUGCCCUUUGUAUACUCCCCGCUCCCAGGCCUGGCUCAGAAUCUAACCUAUUUAUUGACUGUCCUGAGGGCCUCGGACACAGGCUGAAGCCUGGAGGGCCUUGAUUCCUUUCUGGACUGGGGUGCUGCCCUGAGGGUGGGGCUGGCUCUUACUCAGGAAACUGCCGUGCCCAACCCAUGGACAGGCUGCUGGGGCCCACCUGCUGGGGCAGACUCACUCAGAGACCCUCAGACACUGAACCAGGCCUCUUCUCAGCCUCCUCUUUGUCCAGAUUUCCAGAGCUGGAUAAGGGGGUCCUUGAUUAAAAAAGGAGAAAAACUC